AUGGAGAUCAGACAGAUAAAGAGUGACAUAGAUCUGCUCACGGAGGAUCUAUGGGAGAUGAUACUCGCGAGAUUGCCACUAAAGAGCAUCAUCACCGCUCCCAAACUCGUUUGCAAGCUAUGGAAAUCAAUCAUUGAGUCUCGUUGUUUCCCCGACCUUUUCCAAUCUCUCCACCAAAACUCUCAUUCUUCCUCAUGGUCGCUCAUGUGUAGAGGUUGUGAGACAGAGAUCAUGUCUCACUACGGAUCAGACAACUGGAAUCUUAAACGUUCUCUCGGUUCUUACAUCUCGUCUUUCCUAACCGACAAGUUCGAGAAUUAUAAUGAAGCUAGAGUCGUGUCUUACACAGAAGUUGGAUUGAUUUUGAUUCAUCGAGUUUCCAAUCAAUCUUUCUACGUUGCUAAUCCUGUUUCAAGGCAAUGCGUCGAGAUCCUUCCUCUAGCCUCACAAAAGGAUGAACGUUUCUGGAUUUUGGGAAUAGCCACAAGAGUUGAGAGCGGCGUCGUUUUAGGUUUCAAAGUUGUUUUGUUAAAACCUAACUUCACUUUCCUCAUAUAUUCAUCUGAGACAGGUUUGUGGAGUCUCGACAGUGCAAAGUUUCCUUUCACUUAUAUCUCUCAGGAGUUUAACAAUCCCAUUAGCUUGAAUGGAAGUCUUCACUGGCUUGCACAUGGUUUGGACUAUCAAGAUUUCGUUGUAUCAGUCGAUUUCUACGCUAUUGAAACGGGCUCUGACCGUAGCCGUGCUACGCCAUUUCCUGAUUUAGAUAAAGUUCCAAAAUUCAGAAGGUCUUGCACAACUUCUCAAGGUUUUCUCAUGUAUAUGAACAUAUUCUCCGUAACAAAAGAUGAUGGAAAUCUAGAGGAUAAGUUAUGUAUAUGGAAGCUAGAGAGCUGGCAGUGGCGACUAGUAUCUGACGUCUCUUUGGAUUUUAUGAAGACCAGUAUCGAUUAUGUUCCGUUGGGAAUAAACCCUUUUGAUGCUAAAACAGUAUACUUUUGGAGUAGCCAAUGUUUGUUGUCUAUCAACUUAUACAAUGGAGGCCUUGCGGUCCACAAUGCGAUGGAACGUAGCAGCGACGGUCGCAUUCUGAAUUCCGGUGAUUGCCCUAGAGAUAUGAAAUACAUUUUAGAAUCGCAAUUUGCCUUGUUCGUUCUCCCACAGUGGAUGCAUCCGUUCCCGAGCACCAUGAUGAGAGUUUAG
Messenger RNA from Camelina sativa (false flax), 1203 nucleotides. RefSeq names its product F-box protein At3g28330-like. Gene Ontology annotation, molecular function: protein binding. Lineage: Eukaryota; Viridiplantae; Streptophyta; Magnoliopsida; Brassicales; Brassicaceae. The record is from RefSeq and is a predicted model, not a curated record.